UGGUCCUGCUGCGGCUGUAGCAGGGCCUCCUGGGGCUGUAGCGGGGCCGCCUGCUCUUCCCCCCGGCGUGUCUCCUGUGGCUCUCCAGUUCGGCACGUUUAACCCUAGCUUCAUGGGCGCUAGCGGCCCUGUCAUUGUUCCCCCGCGCACCACGUCUGCACCGCCUAGUUUGGACGAGCAGAAGAAGGAGCAGGCGCGGCACGAGGCCAUGCUACGCCAGCAGCAAGCGGCUAAGUCUGGCGAAGCAGGAGCAGCAGCAGCCGCGGGGCCUAGAGGCCCUAUAAGCGGCAGCAUUCCAGAAGAAUCUCAGCAGGUUUUGCCUGCUCCCGCCCCUGCUGCCGCCACCAGUAGCGGUAGCAUCACUGCUCCAGUUGCCGCAGGGGCAGGAGCAGUGGCAGCAGCAGCAGCAGCAGCAGCAGCAGCAGGGGUAGUAGGGGCAGCGGGAGGGGCACCAAGCGGGUGCGGGGAUCUUGUCGUCUGCUGGGAUCAGCGCAUGGGGCGCAGGCGCAGCUGGUACAGGUGGUGUAGGUGCAGCUGGGCAGGCGCAUCUGGCGUAGGUGGAGCUGUAGCAGUGGGAAGUGAAGGUCAGGUGGCCAAGGGGGAGGCUGGAGUAGCGACGGCAUGGCAGCAGCAAAAGCAGCAGCAAGAACAGCAGCAGCAAAGACAACAGCAACAGCAACAGCAGCAGAGGCAGCAACAGCAACAGCAACAGCAACAGCAGCAGAGGCAGCACCAGUUUCAGCUUCAGCAGCAGCAGCAGCAGCAACAGCAACAGCAACAGCAACAACAACAGCAACAGCAACAGCAGCAGCAGGCCGCACGCAUGGUUUCCAACCAUCUCCCUUCCAACAACAGCAGCAGCUGCACCAGCAGCAGCAGCAGCAGCUGCACCAACAGCACCAGGCACAUCAGCACGCACCAAUUCAACCCUCCCUGCAGCAACAACAGCAACAGCAACAUCAACAGCAGCAGCAACAACAGCAACAACAGCAGCAGCAGCAGCAGCAGCAGCACAGGCCCCAGCAACCUCCACAGCCCUCCCCUCCUCCCCCGCUCGUUCAACCGCCCUUGCAACCCCUCCCGCGGCCCACAUACGCCACCCCUGAUGAUGCCUGGCGGGCCCCAGGCUCACCUACAGGCCCAGCUACAGGGCCAGCUACAGCCGGGCCCACUACAAGGUCAGCUACCGAAUCCGCUACAGCAAGGCCCGUUACAAGGUCAGUUACCGAACCCGCUACAGCAAGGCCCGUUACAAGGUCAGCUACAGGGGCCGCUACAGCAGCUGCCGCCCCACCUGCAGCACGCUGCCAUGGCGCUACAGCAGCACGGCCAUGGAAUUCCGCCGCACUUGCAGCAUCCGGGACUGCACCAAGCGGGGCUGUCGCCUCAGCCGGGUAUGGGGGUGGGUCAGCAGCAACAGCAGCAGCAGCAGCAGGCGCAGCAGCAGCACCAACACCAGCUGCAGCUGCAGCAGCAACAGCAACAGCACCAGUUGCAGUCGCAGCAGCAGCAGCAGCAGCAUAUGCAGCAGCAGCAGCAGCUGCAGCAGCAGCAAGUUCAGGGACCCCAGCCUUCCCCUCCCCCGCCCCAGCAGCAACUCCAACAGCAGCAGCAUCAGCAACAACAGCAACAGCAACAGCAGCAGCAGCAGAUGCCACACCAGCAGCCUUCACAUUUGCUGCAGCACCAGCCCCAGCAGCACAUAGUUGUGGCUUACCAGCAGCACGGCCCCUCAGGAAUGACAGUCCAGUACGGUACUGUACCCGCAGGCACUCAAUUCGCGGGCAUGCAAAACCCUAAAUCCUCUACCCUGCUGCAACCCAGGGCAAGCCGGGCACUUAAAAUCAUGGACCCCACGACCCAGAAGGAGGUGAAGGUGGAAAAAGUGGCCGCGGCGAAAGGCAAGCCUGGAGCAGUGGAGCAGCGGGAGCAGCGGGAGCAGGGGCGGCAGGAGGUGGGCGAAGGGGGGAGCAGGAGCAGGGGCAGGCGCAGCAGGAGGGGCAGGGGAGGGCACGGGUGCAGGGGCGGCAAUUGGUGGGGAACAACACCCUCAACUGGUUCCCCCGCUCCUCAUGGGUUUACCACCGCCCCUGCGGGGGGGUCAGGGUUUGACAUGCAGGGCCAGCCACCCACGCCAGGCUCCACCCCCACCACCCCCCAAGGCGGAUUGGUCUCCCCCUCUGCUGCUGGGGCGGCAGCAGCAGGAGUGGCCGGCAGGGGAAUGCCGAUAGGCGUGGCAGCAGCAGCAGCAGGCGUGCGACCCCCCAUGGGGUUUCCACAACCCGGCCACAUGCUCCCGUCUAUGUACUACCCGGGUGUUCCUGGCGUUGCAGGGGUGCCUGGUGUGCCGGGAGUGCCGGGUGCUUACCCGCAGCAGCGCUUCUUCCCUCCUCAACAGCCUGGGCUAUGCCAGCAGGGGGAGGGAUGCCUGGCGGGGCGGGAGGGGGAUGGGUGGGCCAGGGGCAGCGGGGCAGGCUAGGUUUAGCCCCUCUUACCCGCAGCCGGCAGGGCAUGGGCCAGGGGUUAGGCCCCAUAUGGGGCAUAUCUUGCCGCACCAGCAGAUGCCAGGGGGUGGGCCUGGUGGUAUGCAGGGCUUCCUGGUGCAGGUAUGGUGCACUAUGCUACUGGCGCCAUUCCUGGCGCCGGGCCUGGAAGUUCAGGGGAGGAAAUGACCAUGCCUGGGAUGGAUGGCAUGGUGAACAUGGCUGUGUCGUCACCGGUAGGCCCGGGAGCAGGUAUGGCGAUCCCGAACCUGCCGAUGAUGGCUCCGGUAGGCUCGGCAGGGCAACCCGUGGGAGGGUAUAUGAUGGGCGCGGGGACAGGGUUUUUGAUUCCGGG
Messenger RNA from Closterium sp. NIES-67, 2838 nucleotides. Lineage: Eukaryota; Viridiplantae; Streptophyta; Zygnematophyceae; Desmidiales; Closteriaceae. The record is from the annotation of a GenBank genome assembly.